Nicrophorus vespilloides is the source of this 2116-nucleotide messenger RNA. It is a transcript of the gene Prp3, whose product is annotated as U4/U6 small nuclear ribonucleoprotein Prp3. NCBI's taxonomy places the organism in Eukaryota, Metazoa, Arthropoda, Insecta, Coleoptera, Silphidae. Gene Ontology annotation, cellular component: U4/U6 x U5 tri-snRNP complex. Gene Ontology annotation, biological process: mRNA splicing, via spliceosome. The record is from RefSeq and is a predicted model, not a curated record. The transcript has a single exon. The coding region runs from base 141 to 2048 and encodes 635 amino acids.
UAAUUUUGACAGUGACAGACAGACAGGGGAGCCACAAUAAAGUGAAAGAUAUAAUAUUCGUUGAGAAAACGUUUUCUCUAAAAUGUCAUUGAAAUUUUAACAAUAAACAGUGGUGGUGUGUAAAGUGCAGAGGAGAAACAAUGGCAUAUUUGUCGAGGAAAGAGAUUGAGGAGCUGAAGCCAAACAUCGAUAAGGCUGUGUACAAGUUGCUGGGAUCUUCGGACUCUUCGUUGGUUAGCAAAGCAUUGGAUUGUCUGGACGCAAAUUACGAUCGCAAGAAAACAGUGUACAAAUUGUCCUCCUACGUUGACAGUAAGAAAGCCUCCCGUUUAACAGAUAAAAUCUUUGAUUUACUGGACGAUGUUAAAUACAGAUCAAAAAAACGAAACCAUGAGGAGUCGAAGGAUAGUAGUGAUCGUGGGGAGAAAGACUCGAAGCGAGCCAAGCCCUCUAGGGUUGUGGUUGAAGAGAAGGUUGAGGAGAAGAAGUUAUCCAGCAAUAGAAUAAAGGAAAUGAUGGAGACGGCACAGAAGCAGAUUGAGGAGAGGAAGAGAAACCUGGAUUCAUCCUCGAGGAACUCUGCUGCAGCCCAAAGUAACCUUCCCAAUAUACCUGUUCCACCUGCAAGCAUAUAUGGCAUACCUAUGGGUUUGCUGAAUCGAGGGGAUGCAGACAAGGCAAGGAAAAUAGCGCAGCUGCAGGCACAGAUCAAGAAUAAACUGUCCACAGGCAUCCUGGGUAGUGUGGUGAUUCCUGUGCCUGUGCCAGAUAAACCCACUCCACUCAUUUUGGAUGAGGAUGGACGCACUGUAGAUAAGACAGGUAAGGCAGUUCAAUUAACGCACGUCGCGCCGACUCUUAAAGCUAAUAUUAGAGCGCAGAAGAGAGAACAGUUCAGGACGCAGGGCGAUCGUCACGAGGAUGAUUCGCCGGAAGCGAAUUUCUUCGAUCCGAGGAUUGGCAUCAAACCUAUUAUCAGGAACAAGCGGGCGCUGCGAUUCCAUGAACCAGGCAAAUUCCUGCAGCAGGCCGAGAGGCUCCGAAUGCGAGCGCAGCUGGAGAAGCUGCAGAACGAGAUCUCGCAGAUCGCAAAGAAGACUGGCAUUUCGUCGGCCACAAAGCUUGCGCUUAUCGCAAAGUCUGAGGGUCUCUGCGAGGACAUCCCGCAGAUGGAGUGGUGGGAUUCCGUCAUCCUGGAGGAUAAUCUGGACACGAUGAAAGACGACAAGAUCGCGAUCAAGCGUCAGGUAAUAAACAAUCUGGUGGAGCAUCCGACGCAGAUGAGGUGUCCCACGGAUCCAAUUAAACCUGUCUACAUGCCGGUGUUUCUGACGAAGAAGGAGAGGAAGAAGUUGCGACGACAGAACAGGCGCGAGGCCUGGAAGGAGGAGCAGGAGAAGAUCCGUCUCGGUCUGGAGGCACCGCCCGAGCCGAAGCUACGUAUAUCUAACUUGAUGCGAGUGUUGGGCACGGAGGCCGUUCAGGAUCCGACCAAGAUUGAAGCGCACGUACGCGAACAGAUGGCGAAACGGCAGAAGGCGCACGAGGAGAUGAACGCCUCACGUCAACUGACCGCCGAGGAGAAACGCAACAAGAAAAUCAAGAAGAUCAAGGAGGACACGACGCUCGGAGUGUUCGUCUCGAUCUACCGGAUCCGAAACCUCCACGAGUUGGCUUCCAAGAAGUUCAAAGUGGAGACGAACGCCAAGCAGCUUUUCAUGACCGGCUGCGUGAUGCUGUACCCGGAUUGCUGCGUGGUCGUUGUAGAGGGCGGCCCCAAGCAGCAGAAGGCAUACAAACGGCUAAUGUUGAACCGCAUCAAAUGGGAGGAAGACACGGUACGCGAUCCCGAUGGUAACGAGGUGCCCAACAAGUGUUCUCUGGUUUGGGAGGGUACCAGUAAGCAGCGCAACUUCGGCGAGCUCAAGUUCAAGGUAUGCCCGAUGGAGAAGCUUGCGCGUGAACACUUUAAAAAGCAUAAGGUCGAGCACUACUGGGAUCUGGCAUAUAGCGGUGCCGUCCUCGAACCAGCCGUCGAGUCCUCGUGAUUUUCCCAAUAACUUAUCCAAAUUGUACACAUCCGCAAAGUUCAUUGAAAUAAAUAUUUUUUUUCUCA